Amyelois transitella is the source of this 6381-nucleotide messenger RNA. RefSeq lists its product as uncharacterized. Gene Ontology annotation, cellular component: nucleus. Gene Ontology annotation, biological process: DNA-templated transcription. The record is from RefSeq and is a predicted model, not a curated record. Gene Ontology annotation, molecular function: protein binding. The transcript is spliced from 17 exons. Lineage: Eukaryota; Metazoa; Arthropoda; Insecta; Lepidoptera; Pyralidae. Bases 349 to 5826 code for a protein of 1825 amino acids.
UUGUUUUCAUUCACUCAUUCUUUCGUCGUGAGUCUAUGCUCGCGUUGGUUUUGAAAAAUAAGUGCCGCUUUUGAGAAAUUGGAGAUUCCUUUGAUAUAAACUCUCAUAAUUGACUUAAGAUUUAGUGCCCAAAAUACAAAGAAUGUACAUUUUGUUUAUAAGUAAUAAUCAAACUGUUUCGUAUUGCUAUUGUUUUUGAUAACGCGAAGCGGCGCGGUCGAAGUUGAGUUCAAAAUGGCGGCAGGCGUGCUGCGCUAGAUCGCGUCAUUUAUAGAAGUGGUGUAUGUGUGUUAAAAUGGCUAAAAAUAGAGAACUUGCAUUGAAGUAGUGCAUAAAUUGAUAUGCAAGAUGUCAAAUACAGUGAUAACUAAUUAUACGGACUUAAAUGGACCUUCUACAAAAGCGGACAGUUCUGUCGUUGUUAUUGUAAACAAGGAUGGAUCGCUAUCAGUUGAUCAGAAUUUACUUGGAACUCUUAUGGGGACUGAUGGAACACAAGCAGCUGGAAUAAGUGUGGUCAGAGUUGGUCAUGAAGGCAGACCAGAUGAUGCUACAGACUCUGAGACAGAAGAUGAUAAAGUACCUCAUGUUACACUCUCAGUAGAUAGUUAUUAUGAUGAACCAAACAGCAUUAUUAAAUAUGAUAGUGGGGCCGAAAUGCUGCAAUCUUUAAGAAUUGAGACUAGAGAAAACAGCCUUGUUGGAUUUCAAAAUGAUCACUGCUACACAACCCUUACAUCACCAAUUGAAGCAUUGCCAAAAAGUAAUGACAAAUUUGCUGGAUAUGAUGAACCACAAAUUGAGAUAUCCCAUACACCACCUCCAAAACCAGUUCCCAGUUCUAAAAAGAUCACUAUACUUGAGCAGCAAAUCAUUCCAAAAGGUAAAAAGAUUCUCAUCAAUCCCACAGAGGCACCAAUAAUUUUAAAAGGAAAUGAUGUAUUGAACAAGCCACUAACAGUAUUGCCCAAAAUUAAAAAAUCUGGAGAUAGUGGAAAGGUCUCAAAUAUUCAUAAGAAAUCUGAAGAAAGUGGUGAAUCAUCUUCAUCAGUAAGUUCUUCAGGAGAUAGUAUUCCAGAUAGAGACUCGGAUUCUGAUUACAAAGAUACCAGAGAUCGAACUGGUUCUUUGAAAGUUAAAAAGAGUAAAUUAAAGCCCAGGAUCUUAAAAUCUACUACUCCCAAAAUAAGCAAAGAACAUAAGAUAAUCUCCAGACACAAGCCUAACAAAACUCUCCUAAAACGUGAUAUUAAAGAGAAAGUUCAAUUAAAGAUUGCUUCUGAAAAGAAACAACAUGAAGUGGAUUUGGAAAGCUUAAUACCAAGUUCGGAAAUAUCCUUAGUUGUACCACCACCCACCCCUGAACUUAAAACAAGUUCUAAACAAACUCCAAAAGUUUCAAAAAGGGAAAAGAAGACACCUGCACAUGUCACUGCUCUUUUAUCUGACAUGACUUCACUUUUCUCUACCCCUGAUGUUAUAAGGAGAGUUUCAACUGACAACAAGGGACCUACAAAACCCGAGAGGGAGGUUCCAGUUCCUUCCAGUGAAAUUAAAAAAGUAGCUCCAAGUGUUACCCAAGAAGGAAAUGAAGUAAGAGUUGUAGAAAGGAUGCAGAUAGAUAAUGAAGACAAACAGAAAAUACUGUUGACACAUAAAACUUAUGCCAAACAAAAAGAUAAAAUUAUUAACCCUGCAGAAAAAGUUAAAGCUUAUGAACUUAUACCACAACUAGAUGAUGCCAGUUUGGCACAAAUACUCCAAGAUACAACCAGUGUAGCAAAUCAACCAGUUAAAGUUCAACCAAGCAUAACUACCAGUAAUGCUAUGAAUAGUCCUGGUUUGGCUGGUCCCUUGUCACCGACUUUGGAUUUGCUUGGUGGUUUACAACCAGAGGAAGAAGGUUUAACAGAAGACUUAUUAAUGCAUGUAGCACAGUUGGUGGAGAGUUCAGAAAACCUGCAGGAAGUUAUUGACAAACAAGUUUUAGGGAAAGUUGAUACAACACCUAAAACUGUCCAGUCACCAUUUCAACAUGCACAAACAACACCUAAUGCUUUUGGCCAAUCUUCACAAAAAGUAGUAAAGAAUAUUGCUGUCCGCAAGGAUCCAAUUGAGAUAGUGCGGCGUGAUGGACGAGUUAUUACGUUGCCGCCUAUAGAAGCGCCGGCAACAAGGUCUUCGAAGCGCAAGAGCCAGAUGGAGACAUCCAGCAAUGUAGAUAUUCCAACACCAACACCAAUUCCUGUCCCAGUUCCUGUGGCUGUAGUUCCAGAUCCUCCUGUGAUUUCAGCUUCCAAGCAAUAUAUAAAUAAGAAGCUUGCAACUAAAAAGCAGGAACAAGUGGUACAACAACAACAACAACCACCUCCAACUCCUCCAUUUGUUGAAAAAAUAUCUGCUGAAUCUCAAGAAAGUUGGAACUCUGAAGAUGAUCCUUACAGGUUAUGGUGUAUUUGUAAACAACCACACAAUAACCGUUUUAUGAUAUGUUGUGAUAGCUGUGAGGACUGGUUCCAUGGUAAGUGUGUGAACAUUACGAAAGCCAUGGGUCAACAAAUGGAAGAGCAAGGUAUUGAAUGGCGAUGUCCGAAUUGCAUAAAGAAGACAAAACCAUCCCCUAAAACACCUGCUAAAGUAUUAACACAAAAGAAAACUGAAGUUGAGGGAACUCCAACAACAUCAAAUGUUAAUAAAACACCAUCUUCUAAGACUGGGUGUAUUGUGUGCAAGAAACAUGCUCGUGUGAGUAGCAUAUAUUGUAGCGAUGCUUGCAUACUGAAACAUGCACAGGAUUCUUUGACUAACCAGUCUCCUAUCAAAGCAGAUGUCAAUAAAGGACAAGAUAAGAAAUCAGAAUCAAGAGUCAUUGUGUAUGAACGUAAAUCGGGAAGAUUAUUGGCUGGACCAAAUGCGCCAACAGCUGAGAACUUAAAAGCAUGGCUCCAGAAAAAUCCAACGUUUGAGGUUGUGCGUCCAGGUACUCUAAGCACCAUCAAACCUAAUAUUAAUAAAAAGAAGUCUUUGUUGGAUACAAAUAAAAUUCAAACUACACUUAACUUUGAGAGGAUUCCUAAAAAAACAGAUCAGCAGACACCUGCAAAGGCUCAUCAAUUAGAAAUCAAGGAUAAAACACCUAAAGUUCUCCCAUCACCCAAGGAAGAAAAGUCAUUCAAAAUAACGCCUUCUCCGAGGGAAGAAAGACUCUCUAAGAUAAUGUCAUCACCAAGAGAGGAAGUUAAAAUUUUGCCUAAAACACCAUCAACACCCAAAUCUCAACACUCGCAAUUGAUUGAAACUCCAAAAGCGAGUACAUCUUUUGCUAAAAGUACAAGUGAACCGCGGAAAUUAGCUCGGACUACAAGUAGAUCACAAUCAACAUAUGAAAAGGCCCCUGCAGUUUCGCCAUCAACGUCGCGCAGGAAAGACACACACAUAACUAAAAAGAUGGAAUCAUCUGAACCAAUACGGGAAAAUGUUAGAAAAGCUCUCCAAGAACAAAUGGUAGCACGAAUGGCAGAACAUGACGGACCUAAGUUUUCUGAAGACGAAAUACUGCAGUUCGUUUACGACACGGAAGAUGAAUUGUACGAGUUGUUUAGCCGAGAUGUGGGAAUGAAGUACAAGGCCAAAUAUAGGUCACUAAUGUUCAAUAUCAAGGAUCGCAAAAAUCUUUCAUUGUGGCAGAAGAUCUGCGAUCAUAGUAUUACUCCGAAACAAUUGGUGCGACUAUCACCAGAAGAAUUGGCGAGUCAAGAAUUGGCUGAAUGGAGAGAUCAAGAAGCUAAACAUCAAUUGGAGUUGAUAAAAAAAUCCGAAAUUGAUCUUUUGGCUGCCAGCAAGACAUAUGUUUUGAAGACACACAAAGGAGAAGAGGUUAUGGAAACAAAAGAAUCAGUAUCAACAGAACUGGAUCCAAAUGUACCAGUUGAAGAUUUAGUUACAGCUCUGAAUGACCAAACUGUCGGCGAUGUUCCUCCUCCAGAAGACAUUAUCCCUGGAACUCCUGCAAUUGAAAAGGAAAGUUCUGAAAAGAAACACAGUAGAAAAAAGCGAGGCCGUGACGAUGGCAGUUCCGGUCACAGCAAAAAGAACAAGAAGGAGUCAAAACGCAGUUCUGAAAGACGAAAAUCUAAAUCGACAAGGAGAGAAUCUGAAAAGGAAAGGGACACUCGCGAUGAGAAAUCAACGCGCCGAUCAAGUAGGAGGUCAAGUAGAACGAAAUCGGUGUCUAAUAAGGAGACGUCUAGUACGGAACCCAAAGAAAAAGCUGAUUCUAGAGAGCGCUCUAGGCAUAGAUCGCGAUCGAGAACGAAAACCAAAAAGAGAUCAAAAUCGCGAGAAUCUUCUAGGUCAGCGUCGAAAGGACGAGAGCGAUCACGCUCGAGGAAGAGAUCCACCUCAAGAGAAAGCCCUAAAAGAAGGCGAAGCUCGCGAUCCAAACAUUCUAGCAGUACAGAAGAAAAAGUUAAACAACACAGGUCUAGGUCCCAAGAAAAUGUCUCUAGCAAGACUAAGAAUGAUUCUACAGAUUCAGACUCAGUGGAGAGGCCAAAAUCGGCAAUGUUAAAAGAAGCCCAUCCUGAGUAUGAUCCUCAUGAACCGAUGAUAACUUCAGCAUUUUCUGAAGAAGACUUGCGGAAGUCGAGGGAGGACGUAUUUGAGGAUAGCUAUAAAAAUGACAUAAAUGACUAUGGUACUACAGACUAUGAUUCAGCAAAAACAUUUUCGUUGAAUACAAAUAUAAUUAUCCCUACACCAGUCAAACCAGAUCGGAUCUCAGUGGAAGCAGAGAGUGACCAAGAGCCCAGCAGCACUGUCGAACAUUCCUCUGCUAUAAUUUGGAAUGGAUGCAUCAACAUGGUUGACGUAGCACGGUUCUAUGUCGCUGCUCACGAGGUUUCGGGAAGUGCUGCAGAUUUAGAGGAUGAUUUAAGUACAGAAUUAGAUAUAGUUGGAAGAAUAAAUCCCGACACAGUGUGGGACUAUAUCGGCAAAAUGAAAAGGGCCAGCAACAAAGAUAUUGUUAUAUUAAAAUUGCAAGCAGCCAAUGAUGAAGAGAAAAUGCAAUAUAUAGCUUUGUAUAGCUAUCUUAGUAGUCGUAAUAGAUUGGGAGUCGUGAAGGUAUCCAAUACAACAUCAGUCAAAGAUUUUUACAUAGUCCCCCUGUCAGCAAAUACCACUUUGCCCCCUGUGCUUCUACCACUUGAUGGACCUGGUCUUGGAGAAGUUAAAACCCACCUUCUGAUUGCUAUAGUCAUUCGACAAAGAAAAAAACGAAUGGCCCCUCACAUUCCUAAAGAUAUAAUUCCAGCAAAGGUUGCGCGUGAGUCACGCAAGCGAUCGUACACCCCGCCCGUGGUGGGCAAGAGUUCGUAUACUCCACCGACGUCACCAAAGAGACGACCUUUGCCCUUGCCUACGUAUACGUCGCCCGCGCUCUCUACUUCCGUCAAGGACAAAAUCGCCGCUUCGUUAGCAUGUGCAGACGACGAAGAGGCCUAUAGUCCUGGUUCAUCUAGUAGUGGAGGCACUGUACCUCCCACGCCUGCCAAUCCUCCCGGCAAUACGCUACGAUGCAAGAUGGAGGAGCUAAACAGACAGAUUGAGGAGCAAAAACAACAAAUUAUGAAGAUGGCGCAAGCGGACUCCUCGGUUGGAGAGAAUGAGGCUUAUUCUCCGUCACGACCUAUGACUCCACCAGCUGUGCCGCUUGCCGACAUAUCUCUUCCAUCUAACCUGCAAGAGAUUCUUGCCACAAUCAAACAGAGAUCAGAGAAUGCAACUGCCGAUGUGGAUAUGCGCACUUUGCCGUUGCCUCCCUGAGUGUUUUAAUCUGAAUCUGAAUAGUAUUUUGAAUGAUCUUUCAUUAGGCACAAGUUUAUUUUAUUGUGCAAUUUAAUUACUGUGUAGAAGUAUCUUCCUGAAGCAUUUUAUUAGGCAGUAGUGGUCUUAACAAGUGACUUGGAAUAUAUUUUUACUUUGUGUACCUAUUUGAUUUAUAUAGGCUUUGCUGUUUAUAUUUAUUAAUAUAUGCAUUAUAUGAGAAACAAAUCAAAGUACUUGAUGAUACUGUCAAAUUAUGCAAGCAUAUAAUACCUAUGUGAAUUAAUGUGCAAUAGUUCAGAGUUGAAAAUAAAAUUUAUAGAUCUUCUAUUGUACUUUAAAAACGUGAAAUUCAGUUUGACUAACGAAGAUUCCCAUGUCUAUUGUACAUAAAUUAAACUUUAGAAAAAUAAAUCAUUUAAUGCACUGUACAAAAGAUAAUAUUUAGUUUACUUAAUUUUAAUAUAUUUUUCUCAUGGGAAAUAUACAAUGAAUGGGAUGGAUGAGUGAAAAAUGUGUGGUAUAAUAAAAUGAAAUAAAGACAUGUUUAUCUUA